AUGAACGCCUACGAAAAUGCCAAGCUUUAUAAGGAGCGAACAAAGAAAUGGCAUGAUGACCGCAUAAGCAACCGGGCAUUCUUCGAGGGUCAACAGGUACUUUUGUUUAACGCGCAUUUGCGAUUGUUUCUAGGGAAGUUGAAGUCCCGCUGGUCUGGGCCAUUCCGCAUCAACAAGACUAUCUUUCCUUAUGGCACAGUGAAGCUAACAACUGAAGACGGGAGCAACACAUUCAAAGUCAAUGGUCAACGAAUUAAGCCCUACUUUGAGGGUGAUGUGGAUCGACGCAUGGAGACCAUUGACUUAGGCAAGCAGGAUCGACUGCUUGCAGGGAUACUAUUGCGGUAA
Molecule: messenger RNA, 348 nt
Organism: Benincasa hispida (wax gourd)
Lineage: Eukaryota; Viridiplantae; Streptophyta; Magnoliopsida; Cucurbitales; Cucurbitaceae
Source: RefSeq, a predicted model, not a curated record